AUGGCAUCCGUUAAAGUUGCGAUCGCUAGUAAUUCGCUGGGCAAGUCGGCUGCAGGGCAUACACUGCUUCAUAAACUCGAGGCAGCCAAAUUGCACGGAUUCGAUGGAGUGGAGGUUGCAAUCGAGUGUCUUGAAGCGCAUUCUUCUGCCUUCUCUGAAUCAUCUCGAGCUUCCCGCCUGCGCGCAGCCGCCGCUGAUGUUGACCGAAAGGCGCAAGAACUAUCUUUAUCUUUGAUUGCACUCAACCCAUUUGGCGCAUACGAUGGUCUUAUUGACCCAGCCGAAGUUGAGUCUCGUCUAGAGGAGGCGGAGCUUUGGUGUGAUCUUUGUCGCUUGAUGCGAAUUCCAAUCCUUCAGAUCACAUCGUGUCUCUACCCCAUUGAUCCUGCCAGAAUCACGCCAGAUGUAACCACAAUCGCUGCAAACAUGAAGCGAUUGGGUCUUCUUGCCAAAAAAUACGAUUUACAAGUUGGAUACGAAGCGCCCGCCUGGGGGACUCACCUCAACACUUGGCAGCAAAUCCAUGAGAUUAUCAAGCUUAUUGAUCUUCCCAACGUUCGUCAUUGUCUUGAUACCUUCCAUAUUUCUGCCAAAGAGGCAGGCGAUCCGUUCAGUGCUGUGGCUCCUAUCCGACCAGGCGGACUGACGAAUCUACGUCGAUCCUUGGAUGAAAUGAAACGAACAGUGACGCCAAAUCAAAUUGCCUAUUUUCAGUUAAGUGAUGCAAUGGUUGCGGAUCAAAGCCAAGUGGGCUACCCUCGGCGUGACCUCAAGCAGCCCCCCUACAUGACUCAAUCGCGAAACUGCCGGAUCUUCCCCUGUGAAGCGAACCGCGGGGGUGUUCUUCCUGCACUUGAAGUUGCGAAAGCCGUGUUUGAUCUUGGGUACACUGGAUGGGUGUCGAUGGAAGUAUUUCAUACUGAUAUGUGGAAUCCGCGCUCUUCAGUACCCGACGACUGGGCUAGAAGAGGAAUGGCCUCAUGGCGAGAAAUAUCCUUCCAUUGCGGGCUUGGUCGGCAUACAAAUGGGAAGUUGUGA
Molecule: messenger RNA, 1038 nt
Organism: Penicillium robsamsonii
Lineage: Eukaryota; Fungi; Ascomycota; Eurotiomycetes; Eurotiales; Aspergillaceae
Product: sugar phosphate isomerase/epimerase family protein
Exons: 3
Coding region: 1-1038 (345 amino acids)
Source: RefSeq, a predicted model, not a curated record